Molecule: messenger RNA, 9302 nt
Organism: Corticium candelabrum
Lineage: Eukaryota; Metazoa; Porifera; Homoscleromorpha; Homosclerophorida; Plakinidae
Exons: 15
Coding region: 1-9114 (3037 amino acids)
Molecular function (GO): protein binding
Source: RefSeq, a predicted model, not a curated record
AUGCUAUCGGUCGGUCAGCCGGUCACAAAACAAAGUACAGUAACGGUCACGUGGGACGGAUGGUAUGAUACGGUGGGUGGAUCAGGAAUUAGUGCAUACACGUUGGAGAUUUACGAGAUGGAAAGUAAAAAGAAUUCUAUAUCUGAGAAAGCGGCGCCAUUUGAUCGACAACAAUUUGAUCCACUGAACAAAACUUAUACAUUGAAAUUGAGUAAUUCGUCGCUCAUCUCUGUUGUUCUUUACGUACACGACGUGGCAGGUAACUACAGAAUUGCUAGACGGUUUGUACUCUACGACGAGUCAUCAAUGGUGAAGACUGAUUCCAACUAUCCGUUGUCUUUUCCACAUGCCGUCAAUACAGGUCACACGCUGUGGAAGACUGUAAACAAAGAUCAACUGUUUUGUAACUGGACUGGACACUUCUACAACUCACUUAUACGGAAAGAUCCUUUGCUCGAUCGAAUUUCUCCUUUCGGAGCAAAUAUUGACAAAAUGUACGAUCAACCAACAACAGGAACUUUAGAUUUAAGCGGCACGAUUAACUAUGCCGGUAUAGUCAAUUACAAGUAUGCCAUUUCAUACGGGCUCAAUCCGCAAAUACCCGGAGACUCCACAUUUCGUGAUGUGCCGACACGAGCCACCGCUCUAGACUUAUGGCAAUCCUACACCAUCUCCACCACCACGGAUGAUGGAAAUCACAUUACCGUGUGGGUAAAAGCGGUCGACAUUUGGGGAAACAGCAAUAUGGAUAACAUCGUGAUUAACGUUGAUUUCUCAAUACCCUAUAUAUCUAACGUCUGGUUGACACGCGAUGGUGAAACGGGAUUAACGUUCCUCAAUUCUACAGAGCUGCACACGAUGAAAGUGGCUUUCGGUGUAGAAGAUCCUCAUAGCGGAAUCGUAGAAGCUUUCUGGAAACUGGGAGAGACACAAGGGGGCAGCCAAAUGGGACAAGACCCCAUACUUACCAGAGCUAAAUCGCAGUCUGAAUGUGAUCAGUCCAACUGUACUUGCACUCCACUACUCGUCUGCAGUUAUUUCUCAUACAAUCUAGAAUUAAAUCCGGGACAAUUCUCUGGUGGACUUGGCCAACACGCUCGUACCUACUAUCUCACCAUCAACGCCACAAACGACGCUCGGUUGUCUUCAUCACACCAAAUUGCUAUUACUGUAGACGGCAGUCCUCCACUAGCAGGACAUGUGAUCGAUGGAAUAUCAGGACAGUUGGAUAUCGACAGUCAGCAGAGUAACAUCAUUCGUGCACAUUGGCAAGGGUUCAGUGAUCCAGACAGUGGAAUCCAUCAUUACAAAUACGCUAUUGAAACCACUUGCUUGUCAAAAGAACAGAUCACUUCAGGCAAGAUGAAAAUCUACAGAACAAGCAAUCAGUAUAUUGAUCCGAUUACUGUUAACACCAGUGGCACGUAUUACGUGUCCGUCGUAGCCUACAACAAUGCAUUAGAACCGUCAGACGUUAUAUGCUCGGAUGGAGUGAUGGUGGACGACACACCACCAACGAUACAACAGAUUUCAGUCGAUCAUCUUCGUAGCGCUCCUGGUCUCAUCAAACAGAAGACGAGCAAAACAAUUUGGUUGCUGGACGAAUACCGUCGACGUCAGCUGCUGCAAGGUGUCGAAAGCGUUUGUGCCCAGAAUGCACUUCUGGUGAGCGACGUCGACAUCUAUCCACUCGUUUCUGUUAACGUGUCCUCGGUAUCACCACAGCAAGCACAAUGCCCCUACGGUCCAUCAUCACCCUACCUAUAUACACAUGUUAACCGUGUCUUGUCCGUCUCUUGGAUAGGAUCGGACAAGGAGAGCGGCAUCCACGAUUACGAAGUAGGAAUAGGCAGGACGCAAUCUGAAGAUCCUCCGUCUGUCUUGCCUUUCCAUUCCACAACAGGAAUCUCACAUUACAGUCAGAAAAUAGCAAGUCUGACGGAAGGUAUGGAAUACUUUCUUAUUAUCCGAGCCACAGACAAAGCCGGACUAAAGAUCAGGAAAGCAGUCGGCCCAAUCAUAGUCGACAUCACAGCUCCUCGUCUGACGGAAAAUGUAAACGUUUAUCACGACGUUAAAAGUGAAGCAGUUUCGGUCAGUUGGAAAGCAAAUACAUUUACAGACGCAGAAGACGCUUCAUUACAAUACAAAGUCGCAGCAGGCACAAAGCCGUACAAAAACGAUCUGGUUCCUCUGACCUCUACCAACCGCUUCAACUCUUGCCAAAUUGAUGAUAUAUGUGUCGCCGUGCCAUCUUCCAUGUUGCAAGUGAAAACACGCGGUGACGUAUCUAUAUAUUUCACAGUACAAGCCACAAACAUUGCAGGACUAUCCACCACCGCUACAUCGGAUGCUUACAAUCACAUCGCUUCUCCACCAACAGUAGGAAGUGUGUUUGACCAGAACCCUAAUGAUGACCAACAAACCGGAACCGUUCCCACCGACCAGCUGUCGGCCAAUGAAGCAGACAUUGACUACCAAACGAGUCUGUCGCGGUUGCGAUGUCGUUGGAGAGGAUUUACUCAUCCGUACAGUUUAGUCACACUGCAAAUCGGAGUUGGAACAUCACCAAACAGCGAUGACACAGUGCGCUUCCACAACAUUAAUUCUAAUCUCCACAGUCAAACAUACGAGAUAUCUGGUGUUCAACUGCAGCCGCUGACGGCGUAUUUCUGUACUAUCAAAGCAACUAACAGUUUUGGUUCGGUGACCGCGUCGUCUGAUGGCGUCACUCCAGUUAGCGGUACCGUCAAUGGCGCGGUACACGACGGUCCCGGAUGUUCGAAACCAUCUUCAUUUUACGAUCUGUCUCAUUUUGAUGCGUGGUCUCCGUCACCUAAAUCGUGUGCUUCGAAGACACGCAAUUAUUUGUCGCUUAGUUCUGCGUGUCGUUUAUCGAGAAGGGUUGAGGUUCUAGCAGGGCAAUGGUAUUCUCUUACCAUAUCAGCAACUAUGUCACAAACCUCAACACAAACUUCGACACAAAUGAGGGUAACGGCUGCAAACUCCAGUGAACUGUUGACGUUUUACAACCCCAAAGUAAAGAAUGGUGUCGACUCCAGCAAUAAAAUGUCUUUUUCUUUUAGAGCAGUUGCUCGUCGUACACUGAUUUCUCUUCAGACAUCAGACACUGAUGUUGUUAUCACAUUCGCCACCAUGGCCGAGUGUAAAGAAGACGUCGACUUUCAGGCGAGCAGCAAUGUGUUUGCUUCUCACUGGUCUGUAGAGAAACGUUUUCUGCCGUUCAUUACUCACUACAUGUGGGCGUUGUUCGGUAAUAGAAGUGGCGUGUUGGAUACCAUCAUGCCUUACACGAACGUCGGCAACGUUUCCUCUUUCUCUGCUACACGGCUGAAUCUGCUAGACAACGAACAUUACGUUGUCGGUGUGCAAGCCUGCAAUCCUUCACUUUGUUUUCAUCCCAUUUUCUCUGACGGAUUCGACGUUAUGCCCACAGCUCCGCUGUCGUCUCCACUGACUGCCACAAUCGCUUCUCAUAAAAUUAGCAAACGUGCAGUCAAUGGAGACUCACCUUUUACGAUAGCCAAUGAGACGGCAGUCGACGUUACGAUUAGCUGGAAUCCGUUUGAGACAUUCUUGUCGACUGGUAAGAGAAUCGUAACAGACGUUUACGCAUGGACAUUAAGAUUGCCCGGAAGCUCGGCACCGCUCAUACCUUGGAGAUCACUGACGAGUACAUCAAAAGUGGAGAUUAGAGAAACACUCUACCUGAAAACUAGCAGAAGACGAACACUCUUGGUGGUUGUAAGAGGUUACAAUCAAGUUGGACGUCAUAGUGAUGCUACAGCUCAACUAGUGAUGCCCUCUGCUCAUCCACAGCACCAACUACUUCCCACGGUAUACGACGUCCCUCCUUCCAAGUUAGACGAUAAACUAGAUCCAAUCACUGGAAGAGUACUAGAGCUCAAAGUCAGCGACGCAGACGAAAUCGACUUUACAGAUUCCCAUCACACGCUGGCAGCCGCUUGGCCUUGGCUCAAACAUGCACGAUCAGAGUGGACAAUUAGCAAAGACUCUCCUGUGUGGCAUCCUUGCAACAGCAGCAGCAUCGUUAACGUGGCAUGUGGUGUGACUACAAAUCCGUAUCUCGUUGUCGACCACGUGUCACUCGAGCACGGUAUCACAUACUAUUCCUGCAUCAAGAUACUAGAGAUGAAUGCCGCACACGGAAUCGAAUCUCAACUCGUCGGAUCUGUUGUGUGUAGCGACGGCGUCACCGCGGACAGAACACCGCCAGUGCGCGGAGACGUGUUUAUCGGUCUGGGAACUCACGGCAGUGCCUAUCAGACGUUUACCGACGCGUUGAUGGUACGAUGGAGAGGAUUUGCCGACGUGGAAGAAAUGGCCGAUCUGCACUCGGGAAUCAAAGAAUAUCUUGUUGCUUUAGGUACCUCUCCGCGACAGGUUGACGUAGCAGCUUAUGUUUCUGUUGGAUCGAACACGCAUUGGCUCUUCACCGGUCUCACUCUAACAAAUGGAAUCACAUACUAUGCCACUGUUAAAGCUGUAGAUCACGUUCGUCGUGAAGUGAUGGCGUUUUCCAACGCAUUGACGGUCGACACGACGCCACCGGUCGGAGGCAAUAUAGUGAUAUCUGGUGGUCAUACGGGUUAUGUGACCGGCCGAUUGAAGGGACACUGGGAAGGAUUCGAAGACACAGAAUCUGGUAUAGCCAGUUAUCAGUGGUGUAUCGGUUCUGGUCGCGGACACGAUGACGCAAUCACGUGCUCUGACACCGCACAAGACGACUUUCAAAUGAAUAGUUUGAAGACACUUUAUGCUGGUCACGUGUAUUACAUUACUGUUAAGGCAAUCAACAACGCUGGUCUUCAAACUACAAUAACUUCCAACGGUUUUGUGUUUGAUGAUUCUCCUCCCGUAGCUGGAUUUGUGUGGGACAGCGAACUGGGCACUAACGAGGUCGAGGACUGGGAUUAUCAAACGCGGCUGGAUAGGUUGGCGUGUCAGUGGCGACACUUCAGUGAUCCACAUUCAUCUCUACUGCACUAUUCUGUUGCAUUUGGAUCUACUAUAGGGGCACAAGACAUACUUUCGUUUCAUAACGUUGGACUGCUUUCGAAUUACACGACCCAACAUGUUGCUUUGGAGCCUGGUCGUUCUUACUACUGCUCAGUCAUAGCAUGCAAUCAUGCAGAGUUGUGUACAACUGUCACAUCUGAUGGAAUUGUUGCUGACAACAGUCCUCCUGUUGUUGGUAUAAUACAUGAUGGGCUGGGAGAGGAGGACAUACAAUAUCAGAGUCAACGUGAUGCAGUUGGAGCUCGAUGGUUUGCCUUUCACGACGUUCAUUCGUCUAUUGCUCGAUAUGAAUGGUGUGUUGGGACAUCACCAUAUAAAGACGAUCUCCUACAGUGGACCGACACGUUUACAGAACAAACAGCACUACAUACGGGACUCAACAGUUUACCCCUAACGAAAAGAAUCUACACAUCCGUCAAGGCAUACAACAAAGCCGGACUGUGGAGUGUCACGUCAUCUGAUGGAUACUUAAUAGACUUCACUCCCCCAACCGUCCACACCAUACCUUACUUCAACACAACUACUCGUUCCAUCCAGCCCAAUACUCAAUUUACGUCAUCCAUCAUUCAAAUGGGAUGGAAGUUUGUGGACCCCAACAGUCCCAUUGUGCGUCAAACCGUCACCAUAACAACAAGAGACAGCGUUUCACCCGCAGCCGAUCCUCUCGUGCUCGGCAGUGAGACACAAACAAGCGUCUCACAACCGAAUGUCUCUCUCCACGACGGAGAGCAAUAUUAUGUAUCAGUAACGGCCUGCAAUGCUGCAAACCUGUGUUCUAGCAAAACGUCUCUUCAAGCUCUCUUAAUUGAUACCAGUCCGCCUCUGCCCGGAAUCAUUAAGGAUCACAUGAUGUGGAACAUUCGAGGAUCGAUGACCGACAUUGUUGUAAAAUGGAAUGCAUUCGCGGAUGCUCAUUCGGGCAUCGUGCAGUACAUUGUCUCUAUAGGAACGACAUACAGUGGCAAUCAGUACACGCCUUCAUACAUCUAUGCCAAUCAUAGCGGUCAGACAGACUCCGAGCAAGCAAUAACCAUAAGUAUAAGCAGUCAGAUGAUUGCCGGUGUUAGACUCUACGUGUCCCUGUGGGCCGUCAACGGUGUCGGUCUUAGAAGUAAUCAGGUUCAGGUCAGUGUCAUAUCGGGAUCCAGCAGUCCCACGUCCGGUAUACUCACAAUAGAAAAGCAUUCAUGUGAGGUAACCAGUUGUCUGGGACACUGCGCCUGCGCAGCAUCAAGUAACCUGUGUGACAGACGUCUUUAUGGCCAAGUCUGCACGGAGGUACCCGUAUCUGAUGUUCCAGCAGACUCCAGACUGUCUGUCUCUGAUUCUUAUUCUCCUCCUAAAAAUCGCCCAACGAGUACAACGUCUACUAGCUCCUUACAAGGAUCCUGGACUGUUGCGUCUACAAAACCUUCCUGGUCACCUAACCGUUUCGAAGUCACAGCAGGGACAAUGCUGGCACCAGGAGAUGGACUAUACGACGUCAAACGAGACAUGGUGUGGAAAGAAAUGGGUUCAAUGACGAGGACCGUCAUCACAUUGCCAACCGGUAAACGUCUGGUGGCAAAAACCACAUACACCAUUUACGUCAGAGUAUGGUACAACGGAUCGACAUACGCCGUAUUCCGCUCUCCUGGUGUCGUCUUGGAUACUUCACCUCCUACCAUGUUUGCUUCACCGCACUUUUCAGGCAAAAGCCAACUCUCUCCGUCACAUCCGAAUUUCAUAACUCACGACGUAGUUACGCUGGCGUUCUCGUGGCAAGGUUCUUUUGGUGAUCCUCAAUCGGGAAUAGAUCGUUUCGUAUACGGAAUCGGAACCACCCCUGAAGGUGAUGACAUUGUAUCGUUUACGUCAGUUACCUCCGAUGUCUACAUGGCAAGUCGAUCAGGACUGAAACUCGCUGAAGGCGUGCCUUAUUACGCCACCGUUUCGGCGUUUAAUCGCAUUGGCAUGCACACUACAGCUACUACAGACGGUAUCGUAAUAGAUCGAGAGAUUCCGUUAACGGGAGCCGUACUGGACGGUGACCAGCGGCACGAUCUUCAGUACCAGAGCAAUACGAGUGUCCUAGCAGCACAAUGGCACGGAUUCUUCGAUCGCCAUUCGUAUAUUGAAUACUACAACUACACUAUCACUAUCGAACAACCUCAUCCAUCCGAUUGGAACAUCGAUGGGCCAGGAAACGUCGGUCUCAGACUAUUUGUGUUGGUACACGGUCUGUCGUUGCGCAGUGGUGUACGAUACCGUGCAAACGUUUGGGCAGCAGAUGCGGCAGGAUUGCAGUCGAAGGUCGCCGUUUCGGACGGAGUUACGGUUGAUUCGUCGCCUCCUGUCUUUAUAACAUGUCAGCAGUUCGGCGGGAAUUUAUUGAUAGACGAAACGAUGGAAAAUGUGACGUCAAUGGAUGAGAUUGUUAGUGGAUGGAAUGUUGAUGGUAAAAUUAGUAUCAACAUGUCAGGUACGGGACAACGAGUAUUUGUAUCCGGAAGUAUUUCUCGAAACAUAACAUUUAGUAAAGACGUCGUUUAUCAGUUGGACAUUCGAGCUCGUGCAGUGGGACACACACACACGCAGCACAUGGCGGUCACCGCUCCUGGAAUACACAAAGUUGUCACUCUUGCAUCAAUUGACCAACCGGCAAAAAGUUAUACACUUCAAAUUGUCCCGGAUGCCACUCAAGAAAGCGUCAUCACUUUGUCGUCGGUCAGUUCAGUGGCUGACGUAAUAGCCAUCGAGUCGGUUGUAUUGCGCAUGUGCGUGAACUAUACGCACCACGGAGGCCGGUCGGAUACCAAAGCAGUUCCAACGUCUGUUACACUGAAUAGAGACGUGCUGGGUCCAUAUGAUCUCGUCGAAGCGGCAUGGAGAGCAGUCGAUGCAGAAAGCGGUAUCAAAGAGUAUUUGUGGGCAAUUGGAACAGUUAAGGGUGGACAGCAACUGCAGACAUUCCGAUCAGUUGGAUUAGCCGAGCACGCGGUCAAUCGAGAUGUAUCACCUCUUGGUCACGACAUGAAUGUUUUCAUCACAAUUGUUGCCAUCAAUAACGCGGGUCUAUCCAGCACCUUACAUGCAGAGCCUCUCCUCGUUGACUUGACACCACCCGAAAUAUCAGAAAUUGUGAUAGAGAGCAACACGAGCCAGUUUGAUAUAAAUGUAGAGUAUCUGGCGAGUAGAAUAGUCACUGCUUCGUGGAACGGUACCAAAGAUGCAGAGAGUGGUAUCGAUUACUGCCAGUGGGGAAUAGGUCUGUCUCCCAUGUCAACCGAAUUGCAACCUUUCAAGACAGCAAUCGAAUCGACCUUUGGAAAGUCAGAGGAACUUCAACGCUUGGUGGACGGCCAAACAUGUUUUGUGACUGUGCGCUGUUACAAUAAAGUCGGUUUGAGCGCCCUGCGUACAUCAAAUGGGAUACCCUACAUUGGAGAGUCACCAGACACUAGGUCUGCGUUGGUUGCACUAGAUGUUAACGUAGAUUCUCCGUAUGAACACAGAGGGAACUACCAGUCGCACAACAACAGUGUAUCGUUGCACUGGGAAGGAUUCCAAGAUGAGACCGGAGUAUCACAUUAUCAAGUGAAGAUGCAAAGUGGUGGUGUGUCGGAGAUCGACUGGUUUAGUGUUGGUCACCACACAAGAGCUACUCUAUCAGGGAUAGCCCUGGAGAGUGGUCGGCAGUACACACUAGAAGUACGAGCGGUUAACUAUGGCGGAUUGACAAGCCACACCGCUGCACUCAACUUCACAGCUGCUAGUCGAUAUCCGACUACGACAGGUGUUUCUGUGGUGGGAACAUGGACUGCUGGUGGACAACUCUCGUUGGAUUGGGCAAAUGUAUUCAGGUCGGAUGACUCAUUACUAAUCUAUGAGUUGACCGUAGGAUCUCAUGCUGGAACAGCAGAUGUCCUCCAGUGGUUUGAGACAGUUGGCACACAACAUGUGAUCGGUGACAACAGGGUGAGCCGCUUUGUCGACUACCACGUCACAUUGACAGCCAUCAAUGCAGCUGGUCUACACACAACAGUCACCAGCACCAUUCGUGCACAGCCAUGAACAAAUGCUGGAUUGAGUUUCUUGCUUUAAUGAUUUUACGUAGAAUGCGUAUCUAACCCCUUACUUACCCGUAGGUAAAAUGCAUGUAGCUGACAAGACUGAAAGCUGUAGUAGCUGCUAGAGAGACUCGUACUCAUGCCAACGAGUGUUAUUGUUUGCUCAUAUAACAACAAUCUGAUGAUACACCA